AUGAUGAUGAAAUUUGGGAAAUUAUCACUGUUGAUUAGUUUCAGUGUUUUCUGUUAUGUAGUGAUUGCUAUACCCGAGACUUGUCCUGCUGCUAAUGUUGGUAAUUGCGGUGAUUCAGAUGAUUGGGAAGGGGAGUUUUUCCCUGGCAUUUCCAAAAUUAAAUAUGAGGGGCCUUUGAGUAAGAAUCCACUUUCAUUUAAAUGGUAUAAUGCAGAAGAGGAAGUUCUUGGGAAGAAGAUGAAGGAUUGGUUCAGAUUUAGUGUUGCAUUUUGGCAUACAUUCCGUGGAAUAGGUGGUGACCCAUUCGGUGCACCUACCAAACAUUGGCCAUGGGAAGAUGGUACCAAUUCAUUAAGAAUGGCUAAAAGAAGGAUGAGAGCGAAUUUUGAGUUCAUAAACAAACUUGGUGUGGACUUUUGGUGCUUUCACGAUAGGGAUAUAGCACCUGAUGCGCCGACUCUUGAGGAAACAAAUGCAAACCUGGAUGAAGUGGUGGCUCUUGCUCAAGAGCUUCAGAUUAAGGGAAAAAAGAGUGUUUUGUGGGGAACAGCUCAGUUGUUCAUGCAUCCUCGCUAUAUGCAUGGUGCUGCUACUAGUUCUGAGUUAGAGGUGUAUGCAUAUGCUGCUGCUCAAGUGAAGAAAGCCAUGGAGGUGACACAUUAUUUGGGAGGAGAAAAUUAUGUUUUUUGGGGCGGCCGUGAGGGUUACCAAUCUCUUUUGAACACAAAUAUGGAACGAGAGCUUAAUCACUUGGCUAGAUUUUUUGAAGCUGCUAUUGCACACAAAAAGAAGAUUGGAUUCAAUGGAACACUUUUAAUUGAACCAAAGCCACAAGAGCCUACAAAACACCAGUAUGAUUGGGAUGCUGCAACUACAGCUAAUUUCUUGCGAAAAUAUGGACUUAUAGGGGAAUUCAAACUUAACAUUGAGUGCAACCAUGCCACCCUAUCUGGCCACAGUUGUCAUCAUGAGCUCGAAACUGCAAGAAUUAAUGGAUUGUUGGGUAAUAUUGAUGCAAAUACUGGUGAUCCUCAAGUUGGUUGGGACACGGAUCAGUUUCUCGUAGAUAUCCAAGAGGCAACAAUGAUUAUGCUCAGCGUUAUCAGAAAUGAUGGAAUUGCACCAGGCGGAUUCAACUUUGAUGCCAAAUUAAGGAGAGAGAGCACAGAUGUUGAAGACUUAUUCAUAGCUCAUAUUGUAGGAAUGGAUACAAUGGCCCGAGGCCUCAAAAAUGCUGCCAAGCUAGUUGAGGACGGUUCUCUGGCCGAGCUUGUCCGCAAGCGAUAUCAAAGUUUUGAUACAGAAAUUGGGGCUCAAAUAGAGGCUGGAAAAGCUGACUUUGAUUUCCUUGAGAAGAAGACCAAGGAAUGGGGAGAGCCAAAGGUUGCUUCUGCAAAACAGGAGCUAGCUGAGAUGAUCUUCCAGUCUGCUAUGUAAAAAGCAGCAUCUAGCUCUGCGUGGAAGUUCUUUAGGAUCUCGGGUACUCCGACUACAC
Vicia villosa (hairy vetch) is the source of this 1495-nucleotide messenger RNA. Its product is annotated as xylose isomerase-like. Gene Ontology annotation, biological process: carbohydrate metabolic process. The record is from RefSeq and is a predicted model, not a curated record. The transcript has a single exon. NCBI's taxonomy places the organism in Eukaryota, Viridiplantae, Streptophyta, Magnoliopsida, Fabales, Fabaceae. The coding region runs from base 1 to 1437 and encodes 478 amino acids. Gene Ontology annotation, molecular function: xylose isomerase activity.